AUGUCAGAGCGCAUCGGGCAGCGUUACUGCAUUAAGUUCUGCUACAAGCUUGGCGAUACACAAGUGCAAACUAUCCAGAAGAUUCAGCAAGCCUUUGGCGAUGAAGCCACGGGAAUAACUCAGAUAAAGGAGUGGUAUAAUCGCUUCAAGCAAGGACAAACCUCAGUUGAGAGCAAGCCACGGUCAGGCAGGCCUUCCAGCAGCAGAAACGAAGAAUUCGUUGAAAAUGUUCGUCGAAUAGUGGAGGACGACCGUCGUAUAACCAUCACCGAAAUUACUGAAGAAGUAGGAAUAAGCACAGGAUCAGUUCAUACAAUUUUAAUGGAAGAUUUGGCCAUGCGACGAGUGUCUGCUAAAUUCGUUCCCAAGUUGCUGGUGGAACAGCAGAAACAACUCCGCCUGGAAUUGCACAAGACCUGCUCAUUCUGCCCACUCGAUCCAAAAACAACACUCCACUUAUUCGGCAUCCUCCCUACUCUCCAGACAUGGCACCUUGUGACUUCUGGCUGUUCCCUAAACUGA
Molecule: messenger RNA, 522 nt
Organism: Macrobrachium nipponense
Lineage: Eukaryota; Metazoa; Arthropoda; Malacostraca; Decapoda; Palaemonidae
Product: protein GVQW3-like
Exons: 1
Coding region: 1-522 (173 amino acids)
Source: RefSeq, a predicted model, not a curated record